This is a messenger RNA of Gigantopelta aegis, 9535 nucleotides long. Its product is annotated as rho GTPase-activating protein 39-like. Gene Ontology annotation, molecular function: protein binding; GTPase activator activity. Gene Ontology annotation, biological process: signal transduction. The transcript has 15 exons. The record is from RefSeq and is a predicted model, not a curated record. Gene Ontology annotation, cellular component: cytoskeleton; cytoplasm. The coding region runs from base 94 to 3249 and encodes 1051 amino acids. NCBI's taxonomy places the organism in Eukaryota, Metazoa, Mollusca, Gastropoda, Neomphalida, Peltospiridae.
GCGGACGAAAGGUGUUGCAGAUUGUCAAGCUAUGUCGAUCAGAUGUAAUAUUUUACUAUCUGUUGGACUACCUGCCUCACAUAAGCGCCAAAGAUGGCGGAAAGGUGGGAGUGGGUGGAGAUUAUUGAACCCCAGACGAAGGAGCAUAUGUAUGCUAACCUGACCACUGGGGAGUGUGUCUGGGAUCCACCGCAGAAUGUCAAAAUCAAGAAAACAGAUGACAAUCAGUGGUGGGAGCUGUUUGACCCGAACACGUCGCGCUUCUACUACUACAACGCCACCAGUCAGACGACCGUCUGGCACCGCCCACAGAACUGUGACAUCAUUCCACUGGCCAAACUCCAGACCCUCAAACAGAACACAGAAGUGAAGGGCAAUGAAGAGGCUGCUCGGAUUACAUCAGUCAAACGGGAAAUUGGCACUCAGACUCCAGUGACCACACCUCGCCGGGAGCAUGUUAGAAAGGGAUCUCUCAAGUCCAACAGUGACUCGCAGACAAGUCCCAGAGGAUCAAGGAAGCAACGCUACAACCGCCAGGAUUCCACUUCAUCACACAGCAGUUCGAGUCGUCAAGACAGCGUAGAGCACCAGGUGAACGGCGACCGGGUGAGGAGGCGGGGCAGCCAGGGCAGUCAGUCGUCUUCCCAGGGAGGUUACCCGCCUGUGUCUACAGUCCACCCCAGCAUUGUGAGGCGUGAUUCUUUUGAGAUGCCCCCUAGGACUAUUAUCGAUUCUCCACGACCAACACGGUCAAGAUCGUUGCACAAAACUGCCAGUGACAGCAAUGUUCCGCGACGUGGUGGCAGUUGUCGGGUACACGAUGCCGGCAUUGCUUUACAAGAUGACAACUGUAAUGUUCUACGGAAUGUGCACCACCCGCGACAACGCAGUUUUCCCGAGCAGUCAUCGUUUGCUACGCACUACGAACAAGAAGGGUUCCCCACUUCAGUGGCAUACGUACGACCAGAUAAUUACUCCCCCGAUGUUUUACGGGGUCACGAACGGUUGUACAGCCCCGAUCUUCGGGGACGGGACGAGUAUUUAGCUUUCAGUCAGGACAUUGUCAACCAACAGGGUAACGUGAGCCCCGUGCCUCAUAAGACAAAGUUACGCUUCCCUCGCACGAACCCAGCCUACAUUGGCGUGUCGCAAAGGGACGGACAGAGGGCGUACAAGAAAAUUAACGUCGAGGUCCAGUCAGGCUACGACGUCCCGAUAUUCCAGGAUCCCAUGGUUUCCAGCAUGGGAAUCCAGACCUCGCAGUCGUACACGGACAAUCCGGAGAACUACAACAUAUACCACCGGCACGAGCGUUCCGACAGCGACACGUCGCACUCGUCCAACCGCAUGUACCCAGUCUUCUGCGACCGCACGGACAGCCAGGCAUCGUACUCGUCGUCGCGGAACCGCGAGCUCUCCGACAGCCAGUCAUCGCAAGGGUCGAUACGGAACAUGUCGGACACCCAGUCGUCGGCUGGGUCAUUACGGAACCUACAGGACAGCGCAGUGUCCGUGCAGGACAGCGUGUCAUCGAAGGGCUCGUCGCGGAGUGCCAGCCAGUUCGCGGCUCACGAACGCUCGGCCAGUCAGCUGUCGCAGCGGUCCGUCAGCGGCAUCAGCAGCUGCGACAACGAACACAAUCCCGAGUAUGCAAAUGUGCCAAUCACGAUGCCGAAGAUGCCAUCGGAGUUUCCGCCGAUGUACGAUCAGAAUAACUACAAGUACUCCUACCAGUCGAGAAACAGGAUACAGGACUCUGAAGGUACUCAAGAUCUGGGCUUCGAAGAGCCGGACAACAGCAGUGCGUUUUCGUCUAAUUCUCCACGACAGUUUAUACAGCCCUCUCCAACCCCUGCUCAACUGGAAAUCUUACAUGCGUCGCUGAGGAAGAAACGGUUGCCGGAGAAACAUGAGAUGCCCAUUUCUGUGAGUCCGAGCCUGGACAAAAACCAGGUGUUGCAGGCCGACCUGUCUCAGCAGCGUCCCCAGUCGAUGGUGGUCGCAUCGCAGUCAGACGCAAACAUGUCCAUGAGUCCCAGCUCAGGCUCUCUCAGCAGACAGAAACUGCCGUCUGAGAGUGACAUUGAGAGCUGUGCUGCACAACUAAACCGACACAAGAAGGGGCUGUUUGGCAAGAAGGUUCCACUCGGAAACAUGCUCGUCUGGUCAAAGGAUUUGAUUCAGAAGCCCAUGUUGAGAACAACUGACAGAAUUGUAAAGAAGGAAGCCAUUGAAGUCUUCAAACUGAUUCAGAUGUACAUGGGGGACAGGAAAGGACGUCAAUCACCCAUGAGUCAUGCACUUGAGAUCGUAACCAAGGGUUGGAGUAUUCCCGCCCUUCGUGAUGAGAUCUACAUUCAGCUCUGUCGGCAGACCACAGAAAACAAGAGAGAAGAAAGUCUCCAGCGAGGUUGGGAACUGAUGGCGAUAUGUCUGCACUUCUUCCCACCCACCAUAAUGUUUGACUCCUACCUGGAGGGAUUCAUCUCACGCCAUCUUGAUUCUUCUGAUAUUCUCAAUGUGCCUAUUAGCCAGUUUGCAAACCAUUGUUCACACCGACUAAAACGUGCCUUGGUUACUGGUGCCAAGAAAGGCGUUAGAAAACCUACAUUAGAUGAGGUGGAGCAGGCCAAGAUGUCGAUCUUUCAUCCAUCCAUGUUUAACAGCAUGUUGGAAGACAUCAUGCUCAUGCAGAAGGACCGAUUCCCAGAACGCACGUUGCCGUGGAUACAGACAACUCUGUCAGAGGAAGUGCUCAGGCUCAAUGGUACUAAAACUGAAGGUAUCUUCAGAGUACCUGGAGACAUAGAUGAAGUGAAUGCCCUGAAGACGCGGUGUAACCAGUGGAUGACUCCCUCCGACUGCCCUGACCCCCACGUGCCGGCCUCGCUGCUCAAACAGUGGUACCGCGAGCUGUACGAGCCGUUGAUACCGUCACGGUACUACGAUGAGUGCAUCGCCAAUCACACGGAAACACAGGCGGCGAUCGCCAUCAUCAACAAACUCCCGGAGAUCAACAGACUGGUGCUGUCGUACCUCAUACGCUUUCUGCAGGUUUUUGCAGCACCUGAAAUCGUUAGAUAUACCAAAAUGGAUGUUAACAAUUUAGCCAUGGUGAUGGCACCAAACUGUUUACGUUGUGAAAGCGACGAUCCGAGAGUGAUCUUCGAAAACACGAGGAAAGAAAUGGGAUUCCUACGUAUUUUAAUUCUCCACUUAGACACAAGUUUUAUGGAAGGUGUUGUUUGAUCGUGGCUAUCUUCAUAAAACAGUAUUUAUUACGAAGAAGAAAAACAAAACAAACAAUACAUUACACUGUUUCUGUUGGGUCCAAGAUGAAAUACAUGUUUCCAUGGUGUUUGGGUCAUCUUCGAUGAAAUGCCAAUCAUCUACAUAAAUGGUUGCUCUCAUUUCCAGACAGAAAUCCCCGACUUGAUGUUGAACAAAGCACGAUUCCUAACGUGUGUCUGCUGAUUCGUUCUUGUGUACGUUUGCGCAAGCUGUGUUGUGUUAACAUCUCUAUAUCAUCAUCAUCAUCAGUAAUAAUAAAACCAGCAACAAUUGUGAUAAACAAGGAUUUAUGUUAUUUCGCCUUCUGUGAUGUUUUCAUUCUCAAAAAUGAAAGAACAAAGGCUUUAAAGAUUUUUUUUUCUGAAUUUUUUUUAGUUUUUGCAACGUAUAAUCUUGCUUUGUAUUCAUUGAAUGCUUAUGUUCUUCCAUACAGCUGGGUGCUGAGAUAGUGAACAUAACAGUCAACGAAUGUCUCCUGACUUGUCAAUAUUUUGUAAUUGUGUUGUACCGUAAACUCACCAAGCAUACCUCAUCUCUCAUUUUACGGUAUUUUGUACAAGAUAUCAAUGUCUUCUUCCAUGCCUUUUUUUUCUUCAAUUUGUUUUUAAGUAUUUACAUUUUAGGCACUAGACUUAACUAUUUUUGGCUUAGACAGGAUAAUUUAAUCUUUUUGUUUUCUUUUAUGUAAAUUGUAUUCUGUUUGAAAAUCUAGCAUCUUAUAUUCUAUGGACUAAGAAAGCAUAGUUUGAACUGGGGUAAAAAAAAUAUUUGUACAAUAAAACAAAUUGUUUUUUGAAAUGUUUACUGAAAAUAACUUUCUAACAUAUUGUGAAACUAAACAGUGAAAUGCAACAAAAUAAAACAUUAAACAUGUAAAUUAGCAAAUUUAUUGUAAAAUAUAAUUACCAAUUCAGUUUUAAAAUUGGUAUUUGUUGGUUAAACAAAUUACCACUUCACAACAAAAAUCAAAAGAUGGCUUAUUAGCACAAUUAAAACCACGACAAUCUUGGUACCAAGCCGAUAAAGUAAACAUAUCACUUCUUCAUGUCUUUAGACAUAAUUGUAUACAAAGCUUUCUGUGCAACAUGGAAACUACAGAAGGAUUUUACAGAAAGUUUUUAUAAUUUGAAAAAUAAAUUUUACUGUUCCAGCACCAGAAAUAAACUUAUUGCAGCUAUCGAUUCCAAUGGUGCCAAUACACUAAGUUAAAAAAUAAUCUUGAAUCUUGUUAUUUCAGUAAUGUCUAUUACAGGGCACAGUAUAUGAACUUGUUGCAGUUUUUAGGGAGAUGCCUGCCUUAAUGUAGGCAUACACCUGUUGCAGUAAUAAAAUAUUGCUUAAACCAUCUUGUUGCAGCUGUUGUUGAUUUGACUAUUAAAUGACUUACUGCAGCUCCAGAUUCUCAUAGUGUCGAUACAAUGUACAUAAACACAUUGCAGCUCUUGAAUUGAGAAGUGUCAAUAUACACUACAUGUGUACAUGUAGAGAAAAGCAUAUUUCUGAAUUAACACAAUGCUGCAAAUUCUAUUAUGGAAGGCUUAUGUUAUGGAGGGCUUAUUGCAUUCAGGUAAAUAAAAUGAAAGUGAUGUUUUAUGGUUGUGAAAAGCAUGAGAAUCAAAUAUCAGAUUGUUUCCUUGUGGAAUCGGUUUGUAAACCAUUUGUGAUGAGGUAAUAACAAUAUCUGUGGUAUAUGUACAUAGGAACAAUAGGGCACGUUUGCUUUUAUACAGAUACUUAUCUAGCAUAAUGGUCGGGUAACAGGUUAUUAUCUUAAAAUGGGCAAUUAUUGUUUGAAGAUAAUUUUAAUAAAUGGAUGAAGUAUGAAAUUUAUUAGAUAAAAUAUUGUUAAAAGUGAAUCGUUGCUCGUUUUUCUAUCAGUAAAGAGUUGCUAGGUUUUUUUUUUAAGUGAUGUAUGUCUACAUGAAUGCUGUUUUGAUCUGAAUUUUACUUGUCUGCAGUUUCUGGAAUUCCUGGAAACUUCCAAAUGUUUUGUGAUUUUUACAUGUGUGCCAGGUAUUCAUGAAAAGUUAAAAUCAUUUUGGCAUGGAAAAGUACUUCAUUUAAGUUUUUGACAAUUUUUACUUUAUUUUUUCUAUAAAAUUAAAUGCAUCUAUGUAUAUUCUCUUAAUAUUUGAUCAAUGUCCUUUAAAAUCAUCCAUAUUGUGAGAAUCUUGACUUUUUAACUUUCCAUGUGCCUCAACUUCACCACAAGGCUAUGCUUAAAUCAUCAGAAUUUUUUUCCCAAAAACAACAUUUAACUACAUAUACAACAUGUAUAUAUUUGGAAAAUUCUAUAAAGUCCAGAAAUAUUCCCGUUCUCCAGUGUUUAAGAAAGAAAGAAAGAUGUUUUAUUUAACGACAUGCUCAACACAUUUAUUUACAUAUGGUUAAGGAUAACACAGAUAUUGAGAGAGGAAACCCGCUGUCGCCACUUCAUGGGCUACUCUUUUUGAUUAGCCCCAACCAGUGUUUAAGAAGACACUACAUAGAAUACCAAUGUUAAUGUAUGUGGCUAAAAAUACUAUCAAUCAGUUUAUAACCAUAAAUAUGAAUACUACAUCUCCCUCAAAGUAUUAACUGAAGACAGUGGAACCUUUCAUGGCUUAUUUUUAAUAUAAUGGUAUGUUACAAAAUUGUAGUACCUAGUUUUACAGGUACCCGAUAUAUGUGUGUUUCAAGGCUACUUUACAGGGACUCGUUGGCACAGUGGUACUGGAUGAAAUAAAGUUGCAUACAUUUAUUGCUCAGAUAAAACUAAUAUAUGGUAACGAGAAACACUGUCACAUUUAUCACCAAUGGCAGGGCUGGUAGUAUUAACUGCACUAUCAAUAGUUAGGUAACAUUUCAAACUUUGACUUGGCCAAAUGUUGUUUGGUAUUGUGCUGCCAGAAAUUAGUUUUGCUUAGUACGACCAUAAAGCCAAGCCCAUUAUGCAGUCACUUACACAACUAUAAAAUGAUGUCUUCCAUUGAGACAGCUACCUGCUUAAUACAUGUUGGCUAUAGGCUGUAUUCAUAACUGGGAGAAACAAGCUCAGAUCUAAGAGGCACCUAGGAGAUUCAGCCCCCACCGUUUCCCCACUAAUUAUAAAUUCGGGUUUCUUUUCUCUCUCUCUAAACCAAUGCCAUCAUGUUACAUAAUUGUGGAAUGGCCUCUUCUCAGAAUCCCAUGCCUUGAGACCACCGAGAAAGGCCCUUGCACCUUCUACACCUGGCAUUCCAUUAAUCUUGGAUCUUAACAUUUACCGUCAAACUCCCUCUUUCAAAACUAGAUCUGUCACUGAGAUACAUUGAGAGAGCCUUAUUAGAUGUGAUUUCUUGAGCCGGUUCCGAUGCUUCUGAGUUAUCAUUUUAGCAUUCAUUGGUUUUCCAUAGCUUGGAAUGCUUACAGUAUGUAACCUCAAUAAAGUACAUGUAGUUUGAACUCGACUGAAAUUUUUUGAAAUUAUGUUUUGUGAAACACCCAAAUCAUGCAGCAUUUAUUUUACUAAAUGACUUGCUGAGUUUAAUUUUUAAAAAAUUUCAAAUUAUUUUUUUUUUCUAAAAAAAAAAAUAGUUUGCAUUGUGACAAAUGUACGUUUUAAUUUUAUUGUUGUACAAAUUUAUAUAGUUACUUGUAUAUUGUGUAAAUGUAUUUAUCUCGGUCUGUACAUACAUUUAGCAAUACCUAUAUAUGCUUUGGACAGUUGUCUGUUGAGAAACUCAUGAAUGUGUGUACAGUAAAUGAUUUUUGUUGUUUAUUUAGUCUAGGCAUAACCAAUAUAGGUACACUGAAUGUGAAUAUUUAUUUCUGUUGUGUGAUUGUUUGUGUAAGUGGCGUGUGUUCGUCUUUAGUGCUGUAGUCAUUGCCUGUGAGUAGAAUUGUUGUAGCAUUCUGUACAUUAAUGCUGGAUGUACACAUGAAAAUACUGCUGUUAAUAAUACCAAUCAUGUCAUCGGUUUGAAAAAUUAAAAUUAAAUUGUUCAGCUAAAAUAUAUUCUUCCAAUAAUUGCAAGCAGAGAUGCAUAAAGUACUGGGGAAAAGAUUUUUAUUAAUAUUUCAACAUGCUGUUUAAGCAGUAGCUACUAUUAUUUGGUGUCUGCUUGGUUACAUUGUGAUACUUGGGGUAUAAACUAUAAGAGAAAGAAAAAAUGUUGAUGCCAUUUGGGAAGCAAGAAAUGUUUUAUUUAAGGAUGCACUCAACACAUGUUAUUUACAGUUAUAUAGCAUUGCACAGGAUUCGGAACUUAAGAAUACAUUACCUACGACAAGUUUUAAAUGUUUUUUUGCCAAAGGCAAAAUUAUCGCCAACUGCAAUAUUAUUCCUGCCUAUAGCAAUUUUAAAUCGGUAACCUUUGCAACAAAUAUAAAUACCCAACAUUAUCCCUUUAUCUAAUAGUAGUAAUUUUUAUCCAGCAGCAAAAAAAGUGCCAUUGGUGGAAGUCCCUGACCUACGGCAUUUUUCACUGCCGUUAAGUUCGAGCCCUGAUUGCACCUUUGGUUAAAUAUCACACAGAUAAUGAGAGGGGAAACACUGCCGCCAGUACACAGGCUGUUCUUUUUUAUUAGCAGCAAGAGAUCUUUUAUAUGUACUGUCCCAAAGAUAGGAUAGUACAUCCCAUGGCCUUUGUUACACCAACUGUGGAGCAUUGGCUGGAACAAGAAAUAAGCCAAUAGACCUACCGAUGGGGAUCAAUCAUGUUAGGCAAAUACAUCGCUACUGGGCUAUGUCCUUCCCCACUGACUCAUAGAUUAUUUUUAUAAUAGUACCGGUACUAAUUAGUUAAAGGUUUUUACUAAUUAGUUCAAAAGAUCUGUUGUAUACACUUUCCUAUCAAUAGACAGGAUACCACAUAUCACUGUGUUCAGUAUACCAGUUGUGGAGCAGUGGUGGGAAAUGGGAGACAACUCUUUCAGCUACUCUCUUACUGUAUAAAAAAUAAUAACACUUGUGGGUUAAUCUAAUAUGGAUUUAUCUUUGUGGUUCUAAUUUAGCCAUCCAAUAAUAAUAUAUGAAGUGCAGUGGACCACUUUAAUACAAUACACUGUGGGUUAUUUAUCGUGCUAGAAAUUAUUUAUCAUUGUCACAGCAAAACUGGCUGCUUUGGCAUAAUUACAGCAAAUUUGGGGGGUUUUGGUUGGUUUUUUGCACGACUUUGUCGGCUGAAAAAUAAAUGAAAAGUAUGAAAUACUGUAGAAUGAAUUUAAUUUCAUCAUAACUGAUUUUUCUUUCUACUUACCAAGACAUGUUUGAUUGAGUAAUAAUUAAAUUUUAUUAAAAAAAAGUAAUUUUGAGUUUUGCCCCCCGAAAGUUGUUUUUUCAGUUACAUAUUAAAAAUCUUUCAUACACGACUUUGUCAGCUGAAAAGUAAAUGUUUUUGGGUUUUUUAACUUAAUAUUUAUUACCAUCAUUUCAGUGGUUUAGAUUUGCCAGUGGGCAAAAGUGUAUGGUGAUUUUAUGACAUAUCAUUCAGGUUAGUGCAUCGAUUUUUUAUUUAAUUUAUUUAUAUUAAAUCAUAAUACUUUGCUAUUCAUAUAUUGGAUGAACUUUUUUGUUUAAUAAUGAAUGCUCAAUAUGAAGCAAUAAAAUGUAUUGGACAGAACACAGUUAUUAUUCUUAAAGGUACUUGUUCUGUGUCCUCCACACUGUACGUUUAAGGUAUUUCUGGUUAAAACUUAAACAUUCUUGUUUGAGAUAUUACAUUUGGUCUGAUGAAAAUUUAUUUCUCAUAGCAUAAUUGCCCAUAAAUAUGUCUGGCAUUAUUUCCCACUCCAAAAUUCUCAAAGCAUAUCUAGAAAUUAGUAAAUGUUAUUGAUUAUUCAAAAACUUCUGAAUGGCCAAAACAUCGCAACAAUAUUAGGAUGUAAAUGCAAGGAUGUGAUUUUGUUUUGGCUUUUUAUCAAAUUUCAGUUGGGGGUGGGGGAGAGGUGGGUGUAAAAUGAUUCUUAGCAAGAAAUUAAGUUUGAAGCAGAUGUAUUAUAUAGUGUUGUCAAAGGAGCAAGAUCCUUUAACAGUUUGACCCUCAAUUUUUACAGAACACAGUACAGGUGUGUAUCUGCAUCACAUAAUUAGGUUAAAUAAAGUUUUUAAAAAGAGGUGUGUAUAUAUAUAUAAUUGCCAAUAACUAGUCGAAAGCCUGAUUUCCAUAAAAUGUAAAACAUACAUUGGACAUUUUUGGUUGUUUUACAUAUGGUACAUACAUGUAUAUAUACUGAGAGAAAUAAAUAAAGGAACAUUUGGUGUUAUAGACCAAAUUUAAGUCAC